CAGACAGUAAUUACGUCAAAUCGCAUGCUGCAUGCUUGACUGAUGUAGCCUAUAAUACAGAAGAUGUGUUUAUGAAUAAAUAAAAUACAAUGAAACAGGAUACAAAAGAGCAGAAGAAGCAAAACAGAGGAAAGAAGCUGCAGCUUUACAAACCUAGGAAGAAAAAGAGCGCUGAGGAAGAUGCUGCCAUACAAUAUCUACAGGCUCAAUAUGAUAGGAUAAAUCCAGCAGAAAUUAAAACAUUUAAAGACUUCCCACUGUCACAGAAAACUCUCAAAGGUCUAAAAGAAAAUAAUUAUGUUACUCCAACUGAAAUACAGAGACAAGCUAUUGGUUACGCUUUGCAAGGGAAAGAUAUCUUGGGUGCAGCCAAAACAGGCUCAGGGAAAACAUUGGCCUUCUUGAUUCCUAUUCUAGAAAACUUAUUUUGUAAGAAAUGGACUAGACUGGAUGGAGUUGGAGCCUUGGUCAUAUCUCCCACCAGGGAACUGGCAUAUCAGAUCUACGAGGCUUUGAGAAAAGUAGGACAUCUUCAUGAUUUCUCAGCUGGCCUCAUUAUUGGUGGACAGAAUUUGAAAUUUGAACGGAAAAGAAUGGAUCAGAUCAAUAUAUUGAUUUGUACACCUGGCCGUCUUCUGCAGCACAUGGAUGAGAAUCCCUUGUUUGACUGCAGCCACUUACAAAUUCUUGUUUUAGAUGAAGCUGACAGAUGCUUAGACAUGGGCUUUGAGACAACAAUGAAUGCAAUCAUAGAGAAUUUGCCAGCUGAGAGACAAACUCUCUUAUUCUCUGCCACACAAACUAAAUCAGUGAAAGACCUGGCUCGCCUCAGCCUGUCAUUCCCCACCUACAUAGCUCCACAUGAACAGGCUGAGACUGUCACCCCAGACUUGCUGCAACAAAGUUAUAUUAUUUGUGAAAUUGAUGAAAAGAUUGGGAUACUAUGGUCUUUUAUUAAAAACCAUUUGAAACAAAAGGUAAUAGUGUUUAUGGCAACUUGUAAACAAGUCAAAUACACAUAUGAGCUGUUCUGCAAACUGAGGCCCGGCAUCAGCUUGCUCGCUCUCUAUGGCACAUUGCAUCAAGAGAAGAGGGAGAGGAUCUACAAUGAGUUUUGUAGGAAAUCAAAUGUUGUUCUGUUUGCUACAGAUUUAGCUUCUAGAGGACUUGACUUCCCUCGUGUAAAUUGGGUUAUCCAAAUGGAUUGCCCUGAAGAUGUAGAAACAUACAUUCACAGAGCUGGCCGCACAGCCAGAGGAUUUACUGGUAAAGGAGAAGGUUUGUUGAUGCUUCUGCCCCAUGAGGAGAAAUUAGUUGAAGACCUGCAAAAGAGUAAAAUACCUAUUGAUAAAAUUCAGGUAGAUCCAUCAAAAGUAGUUGCACCACAAAGGAAAAUAGAAAGUCUUCUGUCUGACAGUACUGAGCUCAAACAGAGUGCACAAAGGGCUUUUGUUAGCUAUCUGAAGUCUGUAUUCUUGAUGAAGAAUAAAGAGAUAUUUAAUGUCCAACUUUUAGAUACAGAUGCAUAUGCAAGGUCCUUGGGCUUAAUAGUGCCUCCUUAUAUAAAAUUCUUAAAGAAAUAUCAAUAUGCACACAAGAAACAAGCUGAAGAAAGUGAAAAUAAUGAUAGCAUUGAAAAAUUGAAAGCCAAAACUGAAUCUGACGGCGACUCUGAACAAACUGAGGAGGAAGAGCCAAAACCAGAGCUCGACAAAAAACUAAAGAAGCAGAAAAAGAAGGAAGCACUCGUUAAAUUUGACUUUCAUAAUGAUGCAGACAGUGACGAGGAAGACUUUUUGCAAGUGAAAAGGGCAGAUGUGGAUGUAGGUGAUGAGCCAGUUGAAGAACCACAAACUACUUCAAAGAAAAAAGCAAAACCUCUCACAAAGGCAGCAGUUGCUAAGAAAUUGUUAAAGAAAAAGAUUAAAGUUAAUACAACAGUCAAGUUUACAGAUGAUGGAGAAGCAAUAGAAGAUGAAAAGAGAGAUGUAAAAUCAGAUCUGGCAAAACAAUUCUUGAAUGAGAAUGUUGGAGGUAUUGAUAUAGAAAAAGCAAAAGAAGUAUUACAGGAAGAAGAUAAGUUCGACAAGAUAAGGUUUAGAGAAAAAGUUAAAGCUAAACACAAGGAGCAGAAACGAAAACUUAAGAAUAAAAAGAAGGAAGAAGAAGGAGAGAAAGAUGACUUUGGGUCACAAUCCGAGUCUGAUGGACCUGACCUGUCAUGGCUUCCAGACCCUGAUAAGCACUAUGGCAAAAAAGAUGGUAGUGAUGAAUCUGGUAGUGGACCUGAGGAUAGUGGCCCUGAAGGAUCAGAUCAAGAUGAUGAUGAAUCUGAAGUGGACCAAAAGUUCCACAGGCCACCAAAGCGAAAACUGCUGGAGAGCAAGGGUAUACCACAGGCUAGCGUGACGCCGCGCAAGGUGAAGAAGGUUCAGGAUAUCUCCGCAUCGCUGUCUGUCAGCGAGGCCGAGGCGCUCGCCAUGCAGCUGCUACAAGCUAAACGAUGACUUCUGGUCAAUUAAAUGUUAAUCUGAUA
Helicoverpa zea (corn earworm) is the source of this 2536-nucleotide messenger RNA. Its product is annotated as probable ATP-dependent RNA helicase DDX10. The transcript has 3 exons. Gene Ontology annotation, biological process: rRNA processing. The coding region runs from base 90 to 2507 and encodes 805 amino acids. Gene Ontology annotation, molecular function: nucleic acid binding; RNA helicase activity; ATP binding. Gene Ontology annotation, cellular component: nucleus. The record is from RefSeq and is a predicted model, not a curated record. NCBI's taxonomy places the organism in Eukaryota, Metazoa, Arthropoda, Insecta, Lepidoptera, Noctuidae.